Molecule: messenger RNA, 4015 nt
Organism: Biomphalaria glabrata
Lineage: Eukaryota; Metazoa; Mollusca; Gastropoda; Planorbidae
Product: adhesion G-protein coupled receptor G6-like
Exons: 6
Coding region: 242-1090 (282 amino acids)
Source: RefSeq, a predicted model, not a curated record
AGGUCAGGUACUCUGAGGUAGACUAUACAGGAGAAAGCGUAGAUUUAGAAUCAAGAUCAUCCAGAUCUAGAUUAUUUCUAGAUCUAUGUACUAGAGUCUAUGUAUUGACUUAGUCUUAGAUCUAGAAGACUCGAUGUGGUGUGUUCGUCUAAAUGAACAGAGAUGCAGCAGUGACUAGUAGCCAUUUCUAUCUUUGGCAGAGAAGAAAGUUUUGUUUCACACCUGUUUUGAACAUAAGAAAAUGCUGAGCAGACAUCAAUAUCUUUGGACUGCCAUUUUUAUAACCACAUUUGUCAGCACAAGUGUAUUGGGUCAGUUUACCUGUAAAGACUUUUUGAGCCCUAAAACUUUAAUGACAGAUGGAACAAGGCUUGGUACCAUCGUAUAUCCAUUGGCUGGAAAUAAAUAUCCACCAAAUCAGAACUGUGAAUGGGACAUUGAAACUGGUAUUUCAGGCUCUGUGGUAAAGUUAAAAAUCACAUCAUCCAAUCUACAGGAUAUUGAUAUUAGAGGGGAAUGUAGCAUGGACUAUGUUGACAUCUUUGACUGGAAAUAUGGAGAUCGUGAUUUCAUUGGGCGUUUUUGUGGUUCACAAAGUGGUCAGAUCUAUGAAAGCACAGGACAAAAGAUGACAGUACAAUUUACAUCUAAUGUUGCAGCUGAGUUCAGUGGGUUUUCAGCUUCCUACCAAGCAGUUGAAGAACGAGGUGAUGAGUUGGACUCAAGUACCACCAUCAUAUUAGCCAUCUGUAUACCUGUUGGUGUAUUGCUCAUAGUAUUAACAAUCCCUUUCUCUUGGAAAAUGUUUAAACUCUAUAGACAAAAACACACCAGAAAUACUGAUCCCAAUCAAGGCCAAGGGGUACAGCUUACCCAAAAUGACAACAGGGCUUACUCUGACUACAGUUUUCAUCAUGCUCAGCUAGGGCUCGUCUCGCCAGGUGAAACGUCAUAUGGUAUACAGCAUAAUUUUCCCCCACCAGCCUAUGACUCUCUUGAGUAUAGCAACCUGCCGCCACAGCCCCCACCCUAUGAGCAGGUCAUCAAGGAAAUGGUUUCAGAAGACAGAAGGGAUGAAAGCAACACAUGAUGUCAGUAUGUAUGAUUCUUGGAUAGAAGUAUGGCAGGCAAUGUGAGUGAUAAUUUUGAAACCAAAUAUGUUAUAUACUUUUACAAAGUUUAAUCUUCUUAUUAGAAAUUUUGAAGCAUGUUUCAGUUAGAGUGGUGGUGUUAAACUUGUUGUCUUUCAAGGCAUACAGAUGUCUUUUCAUAUGUUAAAAUGCUUCAGAUUUGUGCAUAUUUCAUUUGUAAUUGUAUAUAUAUAGAUGAUAUAUAUAUACAUAUAUAGACAUGAUUGAAUUUAGGAUUUAUUCCUUUUUUACACAUGUUAUUAUACAAAGAUCUAAAACAUAUCAUAUGCCAGUAUAUAAUUCAUUCCUGUAUGUGUGUUCAUUGUACACACAUACCAUUGCAGUUCUGAGAGCCCUUUGGGCUAAGGAAAAUAUAGGGUAACUCGUCUUUGGAAAAUUGUUUUGUGACUUUUUUUUUUAUUGACAAAUUAUUAUUAUUUUUUUUAAUUCUCAAGUUAUUGGUUUUCUUCUUGUGUCUUACUUCUUUUCUGUAUCUCCAAUCUUUUGAUCUCUUCUAUUUUGAUUUCAUAUCCUCCCUCCAGCGAGAGUACUUUGCAUCAAACCCUGAACUAUGCAAAUAAGAUACCAAUGGGACAAUAGCCCAUCCUGAAAUGGGCUAUAACAGCGUUUAGAGAGGCCCAGUCAAAAGCCAAUCAUAUUCUUUCUGAUUCUGAAGGCUGUUGAGAUUUCCCCCAGCACUCAAACCAAUUUUCCUCUAUCAGCUAUGAUGUAUGGUGAAUGAACUACUGAUUGUCUUGCUUUGUUAUUACAAAAGGAAGAAUAUGGACCAAUUUGUGAAAAAAGGGAGCUACUGUUUUACUUGACAUUAAAAUUAAUAACAAAGAUUUUCUCCCAAAACAGUAGCAACUUUGACUUGUGCAAGAGGUUAUCAAGCAGCUUAUCUGAGGAUUUUGUUGCUAAUCGGACUAAUUUGGUUAAUAACACUAAAAAAAAAAGGAUGCUUACUAACACCCAAAAUCUCAAAUUUGAUCCUGACACUUUUCAGUUCUUUGCUUCUAAGAAGUUUUGUUUACAAACUCAGCUGUAUUCUUUGAUUCAUCCACUAUUUCUAAAAGUUUCCCAAGUUUUCUUUUUAGUUUUGACUGCAUCUCGAUGGAUUUGUGUAAAAAUCUAUUCUUGUCAGUUUUAACACAUGUAAAAUAUUUUUUUUAUCUAACAUGUUUUAAUAUUUGUAUAUAUGAUAUAAUUAGUAUAGAUUCAACCAAUGUGCCAUUAACUAUAACUUUUCUACUUGAUGCAAUAAGAAAAUUAUUUAGUUGUUUUUUUUUUAAAACCUUUACUUAGUAGCAUUUGUACUUUAAAGCUAGUGCAACUGUUAAAAAUUUGUUGUGUAACUUGUAAUUUUUAAGUUUUCAAAACAUUUUUAUGGGAGUUUUUUGAAAAUAAAAUUAUUAUUUAAUUUGUAUUUUUUAAUAAUUUUUUUUAUGAAUGAUAACAUUUUUUUUUUUUUUUUAAAAUUAUGUUUCACAUCUACAUUCAAAUUUUACAAACAUUGAUUGUCAUCUUGUAGAGUCAAAUUUUCUCCUCUGAAACUGUAAGUGCCACAGUUCGGUUGUGUCUGUUAUAUAUUUUACAAGUACUAACAUUCUUGUGGAAAUAUUUUAUUUUAAACCUUUUUUUAUAAUUGUUAUUGAUGAAGACAUUCCAUUUUGUUUUUCUGUGCAAGUAAACACUGUCAUUGAUAAUAAUAGUGCUACCUACAUGUAUCUGUUCAUGUAUUAAUGUAUGUGUGUGAAAGUCUAGUGUAACACCUAGAGCAUAAUUACUAAUUCAAUUAUAUCAUAUUACAUUUACAUUGAAAUUAUACAUCUGACUUUAACAAAACAUCUUUUUAAAAACUUUGUUAGAACUAAAAGAGGCCCACUCUUUUUUUCUUGGGUCAUGGUGACUGAGUGGAAAACUGCUCUUCUUAUGAACCAAGGGUUCUCGGGUUCAAAGCUCAGUGUAUUUUGAAUUUCAGAAUUUUCGGACACCCCUGAGUUUUACCUAUCUCUAAUGGGUACCUGACAUUAGUUAAGGAAAGUAAAGGCAGUUGGUUGUUUUGCUGACCACAUGACACUCUCGCUAGUUAACUGUUGACAGCAGAAUCGGAUGACCUAUUUUUCAUCUGUCCCAUAGAUAUGAAUGUCUGUAAGAGGGUACUUUCCUUUUUUUUCUUUUAUCUUUCUUUUUUGGUGAAUUUACUUAAUAGAGUCAGCUGUGUGAGUCAGCCCUGUGAAUCAACUGUGUGAGCAAGUAAAAAAAAAGUCUGACUUGGUAACAUUUGAGUUCACAUGAGCUGCCAUUUAAAAACAUAUAUUUAAUAAUGUUUUGAACUCGACUUGUGAAAGUUGAUGAGUGUGCAAAAAAAAGGCUGUGUAUUUAUCCUUCUCUUUUUCUGAGUGUUUUAAUAGGUUAUUGUUCUUUAUUUGUAGGUUACAUGAGAAGUAAUUUGUGGAUAAUUAUUGGAACUACUUUAUAUCAAUUAUAAGUUCUGAAAUGUUUAUAAAUUAUAAGGUCUGUUAUUAACUUAAAAUGUUACUUAGUGAUAAACCUCAUUUAUUUUUGUAACUUAGUUCUAGUCUUGUUCUGUUUUCUUUCAAGUGGCAUCUUCUAGCAUUGUUCUAAGUUUUUCUCUAGCAUUGGUUCUAAGUUUUAUAGAGCAUUUUUAGUUGACUAUAUAUACUGAUCACUUUUUGUAAACAUUGUUUAUUAUAAGCCACUAAUGUAUAGAGUAUGUAAGAAGAAAAUAUCUCAAAAGUAUUUAUAUUCUUUUAGUGUGUGUACAAAAAUGUAAAGAAUAAAUGUAAAAAAAAUGUUCCUAACAUUCAUGUAAAUAUGUAACUAUAGGAAUUGCAACAAAUAAAAGUGAACACACACAAAUA